This is a messenger RNA of Oncorhynchus gorbuscha (pink salmon), 4106 nucleotides long. Its product is annotated as legumain-like. Gene Ontology annotation, biological process: vacuolar protein processing. Gene Ontology annotation, molecular function: cysteine-type endopeptidase activity. Lineage: Eukaryota; Metazoa; Chordata; Actinopteri; Salmoniformes; Salmonidae. The record is from RefSeq and is a predicted model, not a curated record.
CAACACUGUGAUUUGCAUAAAAAUCCUCUCCCUGAUUCAACGGCAACAAACGGUACCGGAGGUUUCCUGACAACAACAACAACUAAUAACUAACAAAACAAAAACAAAAACAAAAAAGGUAAAGGUAAAGGACAAGAGGAUCAUGUUGACAUCGACCCUAGCCCUUCUGGGCCUCAGUCUGGGACUUGUGGCGAAUGCUUUCCCCACACAACAGUCUGAAACCGGGAAGAACUGGGUGGUGAUUGUCGCUGGCUCCAAUGGCUGGUACAACUACCGACACCAGGCCGACGCCUGCCAUGCGUACCAGAUCGUCCACAAGAAUGGCAUUCCUGACGAGCAAAUUGUCGUGAUGAUGUAUGAUGAUCUGGCGACCAAUGAGCAAAACCCCACCCCAGGGGUGGUGAUCAACCGACCCAAUGGGACAGACGUCUACAAGGGAGUCCCCAAAGACUACACUGGAGACGCUGUUACCGCUGACAACUUCGUGGCUGUGCUGAAGGGUGACUCAGCCAAUGCUAAGGGGGGUUCUGGGAAAGUGCUGAAGAGCGGUCCCAACGAUCAUGUGUUUGUGUACUUCACUGAUCAUGGAGCUCCUGGGCUGCUGGCCUUCCCCAAUGACGACCUUCAUGUUGCCGACCUCAUGGAUGCCAUCAACAACAUGCAUGAGAACAAGAAAUACGGGAAGUUAGUGUUCUAUAUCGAGGCCUGUGAGUCGGGAUCAAUGAUGACCAAGCUGCCUGCUGACAUCGAUGUGUAUGCCACCACAGCAGCCAACUCUCAUGAGUCGUCCUAUGCCUGUUACUAUGACGAUAAGAGGGAGACUUACCUGGGGGACUGGUACAGCGUCAACUGGCUGGAGGACUCUGAUGUGGAGGACCUGAGCAAAGAGACCCUGAUUAAACAGUUCAAGAUCGUCAGGAGCCACACCAACACCAGCCACGUGAUGCAGUUUGGAAACAAGACUCUGGCCCAUAUGAAGGUGGUAGCCUUCCAAGGUAAUGUCAAUGCCAAGCCUGCCGCCCCCAUGACCCUGCAACCCGUAGAGGACCCAGACCUAACCCCCAGCCCUGAUGUACCCCUGGCCAUCCUAAAGAGGAAACUGAUGAGGACCAAUGACCACUCUGCAACCAAGAAAUACUUCAGCCAGAUUACGUCACACCUCAAGGUGCGUGAGCUGCUGGCAGAGACAAUGCGCAGGGUGGUAGAGACGGUGACAGGAGAGGAGAUCACGACCCAGAGGGUUCUGAGUACCAAGCUGGAUCUGACCCAGCAUCAAUGCUACCAGGCUGCUGUUAACCACUACAAGAUACGAUGCUUCAACUGGCAUAUCACUGAGUAUGAAUAUGCUCUGCGACACCUGUAUGCCCUGGUCAACCUGUGUGAGGGAGGAUACCCAACAGACAGUAUCCUGAUGGCAAUGGAGAGCGUGUGUCACUUCAACUAGCCGGAUCUUUCUGAACACCUCUUUCGGAUCAGGUUGCUGUCCCUCCACACAGGAGGGUCUGAGACGACGAGUCUUCUCUUUGCACUGACAAGGAAUCAAGUUUGACAAAAUAUAUUUUUUUCACACUGCUAUACCACUUUUUCAAAUGUUUGAUUUUUAAACUUUUAUUCCCUGGAUUUAUUGAGACAUUUUAAACAUGUGUUUUUUUUUUAAAUGAUGAAUUGUAUGAUCACUGAGCAUUUUGUUUUUACUACUCUUUUUUUAAAUGUAUUUUUAAUUAAGAUUUUGAUUUUUGGAUUCAGUUUGGAUUCUUUUCUCCCUCUGGUGCAGUGGUGUCUGAAUUUAGUGGGUAUACUGUAAUUUUGCAAAACUGCCCUCCUAGUGAAGGAAAGGCACCCUGUGUAAUUCUAUGAGAAACGAUGACCUACACUCUGAAUGACCUAAAUUGAAACCCAUAUUGGUCUUUCAGUCAGGCUUUACUGUGGAAGUAAGCUAAUAGUAGACCCACUAUUUCAUAUACCCCCCUCCCUUCCUGCACCUUUUUUAAUAUAACAAUUUCUUUAGUUUUUCCAAGUCCAUAACAAUGCUUAAACCACAUGACUACUUUUGGGGUCUGGGGGAUCUAAGAAAUGUAGAUUUUGAGUAGCUAACCUCUUAAUGAAAGUGCUUAGGCACCUAGCACUGUUUGGUUAGUGAUGUUUCUGUAGCCACUGGCUUGAUCUCCGUCUGCCAGGGAGGCAUAGCUAGCUUAACGUUUUUAAAUUGAGACGUUUUUUUGUGAACCAUGUCUUUCCAUCUACCAGGAGACUGUUGGGGGGGGGGGUGUUGUCAUCAGCAUCGAUAUUUUCCCCUCUUCAUUAAUUGUUUGAUACCUGGACAUUUUACUUCAUAUUAUGAGGCGUGUCUUACCUUGACUCAAACUAGCCACAAUCCCAUAGAAACAUGGAAAUAAUUGUGUUUUAUUGGUUUUGUUUGUCCAGUAGACAAGUUUAUAUUAGCAACCAUGAUACAUUUCAUAAUAAUUUGAACGGAUAUUUCUGUCCCUGAGAACGUGUGCAAUCAGCAUUUUUAGAUUGGUGAUUUUCCGCAAAUUGUUUUUUUUAUUUUUAACCUUCGCAUGUCGCCGUUGUUUAUGUUGACGCACCGACAAUGUGACGAAAUAAUAAAAUGAAGCGAAACAUUCAAUCAGCCUUAUUAAUUGAUACGGCGCAUACCUACAAUACUUUGAUAAGCAUCGUGGCGAUUUAAGAAGUGAGUAACGCCAGGGUAGGGUUCGAUCCCCGGGACCACCCAUACGUAGAAUGUAUGCACACAUGACUGUAAGUCGCUUUGGAUAAAAGCGUCUGCUAAAUGGCAUAUCUAGUAUAGGCAAUGCCCAUAAAAAUGGGUUUAUGGUUUGGACCUGCGUGUACCCUCCACUACUGCUUGGGUGCUGGCUCUGCUAUACGCCAACAUGAGCCCGUUGUCAGGACUGUGAAUGACGGAGUAUUGUGAUGUUGCCCCUAGAUGCUCAUCAUGGGUCAGUUUUGCACCCCCCCCCACACACUAAUGUUUAGGAUUGGGAAAAGGGGAGCUGAUCCUAGGGGAAGAGUUCACCCCACUGGCCUGUAACAGGGUUGGUGCUUGGAGGUUGAAUCCUACAGCAUCAUAAUACUCUCACGUUAACCUCCAAGCAGACUCCUGUAAAGGCUCAGGAUACAGUGUUGUCACAGGGAUGUUAAACUAAAACCUUGAUAGUCAGAACAAAUUAUGAAGGAAUUGUGUUCACUAAAAUGAGCCACAAGGUGAAGCUGAGGGGUGUAGCCCACCACAGCCAUGAUUUAAAAAAUAUAUAUAAUGCAUGGACUCCAGAUUUAUUGCUUUUAUACAACUGAUUACCAGCCUUAAAGCAAGAUUCUUUCCCAAACCAUUUUAAUUUAACAACCCGUGAUGCUAGAUUCACUAACACUCGUUGUCAAGUGCAAUUUUUAGGUGUUUGGUUGUUAGUUCUAUUCUCAUUGACUGGAAUUUUAAGCAACCUGCAAAGUUCUAGAACUAUGGCAAACAAUGGUUGCUAUGGAUGCUCAAUCACUACAGACUGAAAGCUGAAAAUACUUCAAACUAACUGCAUGUGUAUGUUGUCUAUCAUGGGCAGGCUAGACUCUCUUCACAAUAGGGAUUUCUAAACCAACGGUUGUAUAAUAUGAAUUACCAUAGUGGCUCUUUCCAUCUAGUCUACACCUCCUGUGUCAUAACUUCAGAUUUAAUCAAGAUAUUGACCGAAUCAAAUAAUGGUUCCUCUUCUGUUGGGAGUAAUUUGUCAUAUUAGGAUUAUAUAUAUUUUUUAAAGAGUUAAAUGGUGUACCUGGUUUUGCUGAGGAAAGGUAGAGGCCAUAGACUGGAUUCUAUUUACGUUUUCUAGCCACAGUCUAUUCUCAAAAGCAAUGGUGAUUCUUUCAUUUUUAAUUUGCUGAAGUUUCUGCAUGACUGUCUGUAAUAAGAUGCCAAAUGGGGCAGAACACAGUUUUUAGGAGUGUAGAAGGGCGAGAUGGCCAUGCAGUGGAGGACUAAGGGUUUGACGAGUGGACUGCAGGAGUAACAGCAAACUAGAAUGUAUGUAUGAAAUGUUCACUCUUUGGAAAUUGAAAAAUAAAACUGACAGUGUUCAUGUCUUUAUGUCUGA